This is a messenger RNA of Rhincodon typus (whale shark), 6060 nucleotides long. RefSeq names its product neurabin-2-like. Gene Ontology annotation, cellular component: cytoplasm; dendrite; postsynaptic density. The coding region runs from base 282 to 2102 and encodes 606 amino acids. Gene Ontology annotation, biological process: calcium-mediated signaling; actin filament organization; neuron projection development. Lineage: Eukaryota; Metazoa; Chordata; Chondrichthyes; Orectolobiformes; Rhincodontidae. The transcript is spliced from 4 exons. The record is from RefSeq and is a predicted model, not a curated record. Gene Ontology annotation, molecular function: actin filament binding.
GCAAAAGCAGCCUGUUUUGACUGAGGUGACCAUGUGACAAUGGAGCCACCUGGAGAUGUUUUUCUGUAGAAUAGAAUGCCUGGAAAGGUCAGAAAUAUUUACAUUGAUCUCAGACCUUCAGUGGAUGAAGACCAAGCGUGUGUAAACAGAUGGAGUGCUAUCAGCCUUCCUGAGGGCGACAGAAGUGCAACCAUGAGCUUUAUGCUGUAGCUGUUUCUUUCUCCGUCUGUGUGCCGAUCGGGAAGAAUGCAGCUCUGGAGAAGGGGAGCGCUGCAUUAAACAUGAUGAAGACCGAUACAUCCUCAGCAUCAGCAGCAGCGAGCCUGAGGAGCCCUUCUCCCCACCGCAAUGCCUAUGAAGCAGAGAUUCAGGCUCUGCAGCAAAAUAGCAGCGACAGCAAACCCACUGCCAAUGGAGAGCAGAAAGCAGCCGAGGAUGCCGAAGGGAGGAAGCAGAGCCGGGGCAAGAAGUACGGAUCCAAUGUCCACAGGAUCAAGAACAUGUUCCUGCAGAAGAUGGGCACCACCCCGAAUGAAGCGACUGGCAUACCAGCCAAAGGCAAGGAAAGGGCUGUACGCCUGUCCCUACCCAGAGCCAGCAGCCUGAAUGAGAAUGUAGACCACAGUGCCCUCCUGAAGCUUGGCACUAGUGUCUCAGAGAGGGUGAGCCGCUUUGACACCAAGACCGAGAGACCCUUCUCCAAGCUGCAGGAGACCAGGAAGCUCUUCGAGAAGAACAUCCAGGAGAAGAAUGUCUCCAACCGGAUCUUGCUGAAAAAGGAAAGGGCUGGGCUCAAGGAUAGCAAGUUGGACGUGGUGGUCCGCUUCAAUGGGAGCACCGAGUCACUGGACAGCCUAGAAACGGAGGCCAUUUCGCCCACGGUCAGUCAGCUCAGUGCUGUCUUUGAAAGCGGUGCCAACCAGCGCAAAGCCCUAGAGCGAGGGCCAAGGCCAGGCACCUGCCCCCUCAGUUCCAAACCACUAUCCAGAAAGUCAAAAUUAGUUCUUAAGAACCAGCAAGAGGCACUUAAGACAGAAGGUGGGAGUAACAGCGAUGGCGAUUUCUCCCUUGAUCUACCUGGGGCCUCAGGCCAAAUCAGAAAAGAAGCUGAGGAACCGCAGUCUGAUAAGACUCUGGGUGGUUCCCCGUCUGGAAACAAUUUAGCCAGCAAGUUGGCAUCACUUGUGAAGCAUGGGGACAGCUUGAAAGAAACCAGGUCAAUAGCAACUGCACAGAGGUCACAAAAAGUUGAGGAAGUCAGAAAAAUUAGGCCGGUGGAAGUGGAAGACACUGUAGUGUCUGAUCAGAAACCUGGACCUACGGAUGAUGGAAAGGAGGAUCCAGAACCCGUUCUGAACGACUCUGAAAAUGGCACUGGACUCCAACAGGGAGAUGCCGUUUUGGAAACUUGUGAGAUUAAAUCGGUUGAGACCGGAGCCCUGCUCCAUGAUGCUAGUUCAGAAAAUGGAGAUCUUCCCAAAGACUCUUUGGAUCAUUUCCAGUCCUCUCCUUUGGAAUCCGCAGAAGGGACUGCGCAUCAGGUCGAGGAGUCCUUGUCAUCUAAAGCAGAUUCCUUUGAAGAGGGUGAGCAGGUUAAAAAUGACCUAGAUCUAUAUGAUCAUUGCAAAAAAAAUGAAGAUGUUUCUGAGGCAGAUAUGGUGGAUAUUAGCGCCUUUAGUGGGGUUGGUGAUGAAUCUGAAGGAAGUUGUCUGGAUGAUGAUGAGGAUGAUGCCUUUGAACCAGAAAGUGGCUAUUCAGAGAUCACUGGAUUAUCUGAUGAAGAGGAACCCAUGCCACAUAGAAAGAUUCGCUUUAGCACCGCAUCAAUUAAAGUGGCAAAGGCACCAUCCACCAUGUCUGUCACAGAUUUGGAGGUCUCUUCAACACUUGAUGGAGAGGGAGAACCCACCGUUUCGGCCAGCCUUUCCGACUGUUCCGAGGAGCCGAGCAUGUUUUGCUCCCUUCCCAUUUGUGAGUUUUCAGCUUUCAUAUGGUCCACGUACUUGUUCAGGACUAUUGCACCUACCCUAACUUUAUACGUCAUGGGACCUGACUGUGCGACGGCCAUGCCCCAUUCCCAUGGUUCCCACACCAAACUUUAGUCCCCUGUAUCAAACUGUCUGUCUCACUUAGCAGAAUCUUGUGUCUGGCCUCGGUGUUCCUGAUGCCGUUUCACCCUCCCUUUCAGGUCUGGGAAGAUCAGAUUUAAGAUCUGGUGCGGAGUGUUCUCCCCAUUAACAUCUCUGUUGGCAAUCCCUGUAGCUGCAUAAUGGGUGGUCCAAUAAUUAAAUAGGAACUGGGACAGUUUUGUAUCUAGUGAAGCUGUAGGCUGUUUCUUUAAGCCUGCCUUCAAAGUUUGGACUGCUCUUUCUGCCAGGCCAUUCGAUGAUGGAUAAUAUGGAGCUGUCCUUAUAUCAUCAUCAUAGAAUCUCUACAGUGUGGAAAGAGGCCCUUUGCCCCAACAAGCCCACACCAACCCUCAGAGCAGCCCACCCAGACCCAUCCCCCUAAUCUACACACCCUUUAGCAUGGCCAAUCCACCUAGCCUGCGCAUCUGUGGACUGUGGGAAGAAACCCACGCAGACACGGGGAGAAUUUGCAAACUCCACACAGACAGUCACCCGAGGAUGGAAUUGAACCCGGGUCCCUGGCGCUGUGAGGCAGCAGUGCUAAACACUGAACCACCGUGCCGCAAUGCUAUUCAACUUUAGGAAAUGCUCAAAUUCUCUGCUGCUAAAGAAUGGCCCGUUAUCAGUGACCAACACUUCCGGAAGUCUGUAUAUUGCAAAAUAUGCGCCAAGUUUUUCUAUUGUCGUCCCUGUGUUUAAUGAAUGAACUCUAUGCAUGUCUAGUGACUUUGGAGAGGGUGUCCACAAUGAUGAAGAACACUGAGCCCAUGGAAAGACCUGCAUAGUUGAUGUGUAACUGAGUGCAGGGUUUACCCAGCCAUUCCCACAGAUGUGGGCGAGCUGCUGGUGGUAAUUUUUGUCCAUGUUGGCACUUUUGGCACCAGCAAUGCAGCUAUGUCUGCAUGCAGCCCUGGCCACCAGACAUAAUUUCUCACCAACAUCUUCAUUUUGGAAACCCCUGGAUAACCCUGGUGGAGUGCAGUCAGUAUCUGGUGGCAACCUUUGCGUGGUACAAUCCCUCAUGUUCCCCAUAAUAAAAUGCCACCGUUUACUGUGAUAGAUGUAAGUUCCGGUACAGAAGUUGGAGCAGGGGCAUCUUUGAUCACCCUCACUUUAUCUUCGCAUGGUAUAGUUGACUCUAAAGCCCAUGUAGGUCACUUGGCGUCCCUGCAAAACAUGUUUUUCCCCUCUAAGAUGUAUGCCGACCUGGGAGAAACAUCUAAGAACAAUAUUCAAGUUCUCUAAGUGCUCCAACUGGUUUUCCCUGUUAUUGGCACAUGAUAUAGAUAAAUGGCGUCCUGGGAUAGACUUUGUAAAGUAUUCUUCAUCGUCCACUGAAAAAUUGCACAGGCUGCCCCAAAUGGCAGUCUCAUAUAUUGGUACAAACCCUUACGGGUAUUAAUUGUUGCAUACUUCUGGGAAUUCUCAUCUAACCACGAUUGCAAGCGCUUGCGGCUCUUGUCAGACUUCAUGAAGGACAGCUCCCCCCCCACCCCGCAGCCAACUUCGCAUAUGAAUCCUCUAUGUGAGGGUUUGGGUCUUUAUCCAGUUACAAAAAGCAGCUUACCGUUUGGUUAAAAUCCCCAUAAAGGCGAACUGAACUGUUGGGCUCCAUUAUCAGUGCAAGCAGUGCUGCCUAUUCUGCAGACUGCACUAGUUUGAUGGUUCCUUUGCUUUCCAACCUUCUGGUUUCUGCCUCUACUUUUUCCCGUAAGGCAAAUGGCACUGGACAGGCCUUGCAGAAUCACAGAAUUGCUUCCUGCUCAACAUGUAAGGUGGCCUCGACCUUCCUGACAAACUUCUGGGUAUUUAAUUAGGACUUUGCUCAGGCAGCCAUUUUCUAAUUGAAAAAUGUUGAACCAAUCUAAGUGAAUCUUUCUUUCUUAACCAAUUUUGUCCCAUCAGGCUUGGGCCCGAGCAUUUUUCUACAGUCAAUGGUAACAGAACCAGCUGCUUCUCAUAAGAGACCAGAGCCAAAGGUGUACCCCUAAUCUUUAGGAGGGUCCCGGAUAUAGCUUCUCAGUCUAGCGGCGAUCUUGCACAGACCUAAGGGCUGGAGUGCAGAGCAAAUUUUGUUAAAAAUUGGUUCUGCAAUCACUGAAAUGGCCAAGCUGGUAUCAACCUCCAUUAGAACUGGAUGACCAUUUAACCAGAAGUUUAUUUGAUUGGUUCUGAUUGAGAUAUUGCUAAGCAGUUUAACUGUUCCAAACCAGAUGUAGGUGGACUUUUGAGGGUUUGCGCUCUCCUGGAUACCAGCCUAUGAGUUCUCUUACUGAGUUUAGGUCUGGUGGGGCUAUUUGGCUGUCUUGAGUCCGCAUAUCAGCAGCAAUUACAAUCGCUUGCCUACCCAGCUCCUGAAGAAAACUUGAACUGUUUGGCUGAGGUUUAGUCUUGUUUCAGGGUUUUGGUAUGGGCGGACCUAGAGUCAGUCUAUUCAGGGUAUGUCCUGAGUGAGGCUAUGCAAUUGCCUUCACUCACUAGGUGUUCUUGAAGCUCAGUCAGUGUGGCGAGGGUGUCCACUUCCAUCAGAAUACCCUGCAACUCAUAUGCUCCACUUGUCGGAUUUUCUAAUGAUAAAGUGAUUUGUAGUUCCUGCUUGAAGUCCACUUGGGCUUCAGCUAGUAGGUGCUUUUGCACGGUUCUGUCAUUAAUCCCACAUACCAAACAGUAUCUCAACAUCUCAUUCAGGAUUAAACCAAAGUCACAUGCCUCGACCAGUCAUCUUAGCCUCAUCAAAAGUAUCAUUAUGGAUUCCCCUGGCUCUUAAAUUGCCAAGUAAAACCAAUAGCAUCUCAGAAUUAGAGGAGUUUUGGAGUUGUAACAUUCCUUAACUAAAUCCAUCAACUCUUGGAAGGUUUUAGGAACUGGUGCCUCAGGGAAAGUUACGGUCCUAAUAAUCGACGAAACUGCCAGUCCACAAGCUGUCAGGAGAAUUUCUCGUCGCUUUUCACCUUCGCCAGUGCCAUUUGUCCAGAAAAAAUAAUAAAUUCUUUCCACAUACUGGGCCCAGUUUUUGAUGGCAGGAUCAAAUAAGUCAAGCUUCCCAAAUACCGGCAGAACGUCAGAACUGCUUCCCCUAACUCAAAGACGACUGUUGCGAACGAAUUUCUUCAGGAGUAUGAUUCAAUCUUGUUGCUACUGAAAUAACUGCACAGAGACCUGUAACCUGUCACCAAGUCACCCUUUAUUUAUAUGUGGAAUGUCCUUGAAACUGAUUCCAUUCCCUCAGAUCCAGCUCUGAGUGAACAGAGAUGUCUGACACUCCUGUUCUUAUCUGUUAGCCAUGGCUCCCUGAUUGGACCAGAUUAACAGCCCCAAUCAGGAAACUAAUAUGCUGUGAGGUCCAUCUGGUUGACCUCGUUACAAUCACUAUAGUGUCCAUGGAGAGAAGGGCUUGUCACGAUAGGACACAGAUUUAAGGGAAUCAGCAAAAUAACUAGUGGUGACAUAUGGAAUCUUUCUUUUACCCAGUGAGUUGUUGUAUGGAAUGCUCUUCCUGGAAGAAUAGUGAACGUAGAUUUAGUAUUAACACCCAAGAGUCAACUGGGUGAGCACUUGAAGGAAAGAAUAAUUACAAGAACAUUGGGAAAGAGCAAGUGAGUGGGUCUAAUUAGAUAGCUCUACCGAAGAAACAGCACAGGCACAAUGGGUCUAAUGGCCUCCUCCUGUGCUGUUUUCAGAUAUUACGAUAUCUUUAUAUAUGAUGGAUUAAAGUAAAGGAGAAACAAAUAAACAGCAAAGCAAAUACACUUCAUUAAAUUGGAAUUGAUUUGCAUGGUUUCUGGUAUUCAAAAUACAGCUGUAAGGAAAAACACAACCCGUGCUUGUUUGCCAGUGAAGCUAAUAACUUAGCUUGGUGUUUGAAAUGUUUUCUUCAACUAUGUUAAACAAUGUCAAUUAAACUAAUUAUAUCAGCACUUGAUUGCUGAAA